Molecule: messenger RNA, 3806 nt
Organism: Mya arenaria
Lineage: Eukaryota; Metazoa; Mollusca; Bivalvia; Myida; Myidae
Exons: 6
Coding region: 174-1040 (288 amino acids)
Biological process (GO): extrinsic apoptotic signaling pathway via death domain receptors; positive regulation of transcription by RNA polymerase II; immune response
Cellular component (GO): membrane; cell surface
Molecular function (GO): tumor necrosis factor receptor binding; CD40 receptor binding; cytokine activity
Source: RefSeq, a predicted model, not a curated record
GAAAACAAUAUUAAAAUGGUAUAAGUCAAAGAAGAAGCGUUACCGUGGGUUUAAUGUGGAUAGGAAACAUCUCUUAUGUAACUUACCAGGCCGGUCAGUUGGCGAUACCGUGAGCAAAAGUUCAGCCAAUGCAGUAGUGUUCAGUACAAUCAGUCACAGAGCGCUAAAACACUAUGAGCUUAACGUGCAAACCUAAGUGCAAAAAAGCGCAAGCUGUCGUCUGUAUAGUGAUAAACGUCGUCCUAACGUUAAAUUUUCUGGUGCUUAUAACAAUCUGGGCGUUUGUAAGAGCAUCUUUUCCUAGUCUACAUGAAAGCUCAACGUGUAUUCCUUGCGACAAAGUGGCGUCCAAGGCUAACAAAAACUCAGGCCAAGAAAGAGCUUAUUCAGCUAUCCAAAUGAGAGAAGAUGGGUUGUGUUGUGGACCAGUAAAACAAAUGGCUUGGAUGGUGUUUCUGAAGGAAAUGGCUACGCAGUACUACGAUUACAGGCAAAACGGUCAAAGUCUGCUUGACAUAUUAGACGAAUCUUUACUUGCCGACUGUGAAAGAGAAACAAACAACAAACAACCCUUUUCGAAAGUUGUCGGAAUUGUAGAUUUCACUCCUAGCUACAUAGUUGACGGUCACCACAAGCUCCUGUGGAAUAAAAACGGUCGAACAUUUUACUCAAACAAUUGCGUUCACUUGGAACUAGAAGGCGAAAUAUUUGUCCGGCAACCUGGCUACUACAUGGUUUCUUCGCAGCUGAAUCUACGGAGACGAAUGGAGACAAGCACAACUAUCAAUGAAACAAGACCAACGACUUUUGUUCAUCAUGUUGAUCUCCUUUCACACAAAUAUGGCACAACGGGGGUGUUGAUGCAAACCAAAAAAUCAAUUGAAGGAAAGUGUGUAUACCACACAAGUUUCCUGUCAGCGAUAUUCAAGCUGAACAAGAAUGACAGGCUCUCUGUGUCUGUUUCGCACCCUGAAUUGUUAGACAUUGACAAUCCCAAUGAUCAUUUCCUGGUUUAUUACACUUAUGAUCUACCACUAUAAAAUACGAUUCAACUACGUAUUGCUUAAAGUGACACUCUUAUUCAAAAUCAGACAAACACAUGAAUAACAAACAUAACAUUUUGACUCAUAAACCUUUAACUACUUACUAAAUAAUUCAUCAAUGGAAAAUAUUAAUUACUGAUAACAAGACUUUAACCGUGUAUUUAAUAGCUGAAAACGCACAAAUAUUAAAUGAUUGGUGAAUGCUAAACGAUUUACUGUGAUCAGCUAUAGUCUCAUAAGGUAGAAAACUAUUUUUAAGUACAUUCCUCUCAAUUUAAACUCGGUAUCCUUCAUAAAAAAACAACAUUGUUUUCCACAUGUAUUCAUCCUUUUUGGAGUAUGAAAACAAUUUUAUUAUUUUUCGUAAAUCUUACUGGGAGUAAGAGUGCAUCUUUAAAUAUAAUAUAUAUAAGUUUCAGGAAUAAGGAUAUUUUUGAUUUACAGUGUAUUGAGCAUGUCACCUACUUAAAAGAAUCACAAACAUCUUACGUCCGUAACAAUGAAUACCUUAAAUAAGAAUACAGUUAAAUAUGUUUCGAAAGUAAAUCACUGGACUCUCAACAAUCAAAUCCCAUUAAUAACAAUGUUAACGACAAUCUCAGUAGCCAAACAUUCAAGCAAAUACAUGUUAACAGCCACAGGGAUAACACCCAUUUAACACUUUACGAGAGACGACACGUACAAUUUACACGGACAGACCACAUCUGCAUCAAACUAAUCGUAUGUGUGCGAAAAAGAUCGAUUCUUAAUCGAAUAUCUAGGACUCUAGCAUUAUGACAGAGGUUCAACCAUUAUGUCAGAGGUUUUUGAAACCCGUGUCCAUAGCCAGGAAAAAGAGACAAACCUGUAAUCUUAAACUCAGAAAUUUAUUUUUUAUUAAAACUAAAAUAAACACCAUUUAUUACAAAUAAAUAAAUUCAUUAAAUCAUAAUGAUAACAAAUAGGAUAUAAAGUUUAAUUGACAACGUAUAGGAAGGCCAAGAAAUUAGUAAUAAAGGAAUGAUUAUUAUCAGCAUUAUUAAGGUAAAUAGAAAUGAUAUUAUACCAAGAAAAUUAACAAAUAUAAUUAUGGUAAUCAUUAUCAAGAUUGUAUAGUUCAAUUAGAAGUAACAAUUGAUAAAUUAAAUCUUAACAAACACACGCAAAUAAAAAGCACAACAGCACACACGCCUUCAUAAAUAUAAACUCAUAUCUAUAAUAUUCAAUCCAACAAUUCAUUCUACAUAUUAUCGGAGCACACUUGUUUAUAUACAACCAAAGUCCAAGGGUCGAAAGUUUUUAAUUUUAUAUAAGUAAAAACAAAAUGUUUUGUUUAAGAUUUUUUAAUUAUAUUAUUUUACAAUGUAUGUUAAAAAUAUUCAUUUAAAUGAUCCUGCAAGUGUCUGUUGAAAGUGUUGAGUUCAAUCGAUUGAUCAAUAUCAUGUUAUUUCUAUUAGCUUUUGCUACACAUUUCAAACAUUACUAUCAAGAUGAUAAUUAAAACUAAUACUAUUUUUUAACCAAACACUUUUUUCUGGAAUGAUGAUUCAAAUCACGCAAACAAACAUGAAUUCAUAAGUCCCCAACAAAGCGUUACAGGACAAGUCUUAGGUACUACUUAAUACUACAUUGAACACUAUUUUGAGGAUGACCUGAUUAAAUUAAUGUAAUAUGAAUAUACUUUAAGAAUGAGAAUGAUUACCAUAUUGUAAGGGGAAUGAAGGAAUUUGGAUGAUAACUUGAUGUAAGUGUUCUGGUAAAAGUGUUAAUAUUCAGAAGCAUUAUGUUGAUUGAAUGAAUUUUUAAGUAUAUGAUAAAUAAUCUAAAAACAAAUAAUUAAGCAAAUUUUACUUUGAAACAAAUCACAGCACAGCAACCACAGGGACAAACCCAUUAGUCAAUACUACAAUGCAAACUAGUAGGACACCGCAGUAGUAAAGCAUUCAAAUGUAAACUGUCUAGAGACACAAGGCAAUGGCCAAAAAUUAAUUGAACUUAAGACACAGACGUACAAGCACCGCAUACAAACAUACAAACAUUUCUAUCAGAUCACACAUUCAUACAAAUAGCUUCAUCGAAAAAAGAUGGGAUUAUAGCUUUGAAUAGCUCAGUGAAACGCGAGUUAAACCCAAAUUCGUCAUCUUACGGCAAGAUAGAAUAUUCUUAAAUCGACGCCGUUUCAUUCUUUCAGAAUAUAAUGAAUAUACAUUUAAAAAGGACCCAGAAAAGUGCAAGUACGAACAUGUAUUAUAUAUAAUUAGUUAUUAUCUUAUGUAGAGUUUACACUUCGAUGACUUCUUUCUUAGUAUGUAUAGUUCAAAUAGCAGCUAUAACGUUAUCAAGAAUUUUCACAUUCAAUAAGUGGGUAAUGUUAAACAACUUUCUAAUACUUAAACAAUAGCUGGUUCCAAGACAAAAAUAAAAUAAAAAAAGUUGUCAAAACUAUCAAUCUGUGAGAGUGUAGCUUUAAUACUUAAACGUUCAAUGGCCAUAAAGGGAAGGUUUUGCAAUCUUAUUUUGAAUAUAGCUUUUUCCACAAUGCGAACUAAGCUUGUUUUAAAUAUCCAGCGAUAUGAUUUGCAUAAAUACACUCAAAGAUGAUAGUAUGGAUGGUUCAAUAAUAUAAUAAAAACCGAUAAAUAAAAGGAAAUCAGGCUCAAAACGUUAAUUGAAACACGAAUUCACUGAAAGAAGAGUGGAAUGGUGGCUAUGGUAAUAACCUCAUAGUAUAUAUUCUUACUUUGCAUCCCUUAUAUGCUAAGUAACAUUAAAGACAUAAAUAUU